UAUCGAUAAUCGAAGAUUUUAUAUAAACAGAGCGGCAAACACGUCGGCAACUAGAAUUUGGGCAUGGAUUUGCCUGUUGAACAUGGAAGAUGAUGAUGAUGAUGACUACAGCAUAGAUGCAAGUCCAACGAAACCAAGUCCCAGUUGUUCCAAGCGGUCCGAACUCCUACUUAGAAGAAAAACUCGUACAGUACAAGAAAACUACGACAUCCAGACAAAGCGGGCGCCGGUAACACAAUGGCCAUGUGGGACUCCACAUCAACAGCCACGACUGGACUUGGUGAGUGCUUGGGAGCUGCGCGAAGAACAGCUUUUUGAAGCCGACCGCUUGGACUGCCUGCGCGCCCAACAAGAGCCUUUGCGGGUACGUUCCGUGCCUGCCUCACAAAACUUCAACUCGCUGCAGUCCAUGCUGGAGAGCCAGGAGAUGCCCAUGCAGCAAGCCUCGCCCGAGCCAGAAGCAACAGAACAGUUGCUAAGUAAACCAAGCAGCAUUGUGCAAGAAAUACUUCGGGAUUUCUGUUCGUCGCCCACAUAUGUGGAGGAGCAGCUGCCCACAGAUGAUGCUUCGCCCUGGUUUCGUUUUCGUAGCAAGAAAAUUAAAACCUUUGGUCACAAGCGCCCGACAGCAAUUGCAGCAAGCACAGCUGAUGAUGAGGAUCGCUUGAGUUGCUCCUCAGAGCUAUCUGUGCAAGAGGAUUACACCACCCAAGUGCCCACGACGACUCACUGCGCCUUCGAUGCGAAUAGCUCGCAAAAGAUCUGUGAAAACCUCCUCAAUUUGAGUGCAUUCUUCUCGCAAAACAAUGUUAAUAAAUCAAUUGAUUUGCCCGAUAUGCAAGUUGAUCCCAAAAAUUGUACAGCAAUAGAAGCUAUGGAUUACGAGCAAGAAGAUGCAACAGAUGUUGUCGAGGAUAUGGGCUACUUUCUUGGCAGCACGGAGCAGUGCAAAUUUUAUGAUGAAAACUGUGAUAUUAAAAUAACGGAUGAUGCUGAGUUUUCGCUAUUUAGCGAGCGUUCUCGCUUGCUGACAAGGGAAACUCCGCUUAAAGUUGGCCAAUCACAAGAUACAAGUUUGUGUGGGGAUUGGUUUAAAGCUGACUUCAUUACACAAAAGCUAAAAGUGCCUUUGGAUAAAACAGAAACGCAGAAUUUGUCCACAUCAAACGCUCAUUUGAAAGCUAAAGAAAGCGAAUUGCUUGAGGGGAUUCCUUUAAGUGAAUGGCAGCCCAUAGACAUUGCACCUUCAGCAAAUAUAAAUCUAAUCUCUGCCUCGGAAAAGAAAGAAUUGCAAGCAACUGAUUGUAAGCAGCUGGAACUGAUUGCAUUCAGUGAGUGGCAACCAGAUGCCAGCGAGUUUCGAACUGUUUCAAGCAAACCCAUAAAAGUUUUUGAGCAGCACCAAAAGGAAGCUGCGAAAUUAAUGGCUGAUGUGGAAGCGAGCUACACACAGAAACCAAGCGAGGUCGUUAACGGCAGAGAUUCUGCUGGUAUACAAUUCCGCACUGCAUCAAACAAGACCAUGAAAAUAACCGAGGAGAUGCGCAGGAAAGCAGCCAUGUUGAUGGCUGAUUUGGAGACAGUUGUUGAGAAUCAAUCAGAUGCUCAAGGGUCACAAAUGGAUAGGAUUCCUGGUUCGUCACCAAAUAAAACCCUCGAAGCGCCGAAACAAAUGCAAAAAGGUGAUGUAAAUUCAUUAGCUGAAUUGGGCAUGAACACUGCAAAGAGAGAGGAAGUAACUGCAGACUGUGAAAUGCUCGAUGGGAUUCCUUUUAGCGAAUGGCAGCCCAUGGACAUACCAGACAGCAAACCAACACCAGCCGAGAGCUACGUUUGCAGUCAGUUGGAUAUGAUACCAUUUAGUGAAUGGCAGCCCAUGGAUAUUCCAGAUGCCGUCGAAUUUCGCACUGCUUCAAACAAGACAAUCCAGGUUUCUGAGGAAAAACAGCAAGAAGCUGCCAAGUUUAUGGCCGACAUAGAAGCUAGCUACUCCCAGAAAAUAGGAGCAGAUAGAAGUAUAGUUAAUAUUGAUUCUGACGUUUCGGUAAAUGUCGAAUUUCGCACUGCUUCCAAUAAGAUCGUAAAGUUAACGGAGGAGAUGCGGCAAAGGGCAGCAAUGUUGAUGGCCGAUUUGGAAACUGGGAGCUUAAAUCCCCAAGAGACAACAAAGGAACAGUUGGAGGAGGUUCAGAAGAAUGCAAAUGAAGGCUCAGAAGCGAAUCAAAAUAGAAGUCUCCAUUCUGAAAUUUCAGAAAAUAUCGAAUUUCGCACUGCAUCCAAUAAGAUCGUGAAAUUAACGGAUGAGAUGCGGCAAAGGGCAGCAAUGUUGAUGGCCGAUUUGGAAGUCGGGAGUUUAAAUCAACAAGAGGAAGAAAAGGAACAGCUGGAUAAGGUUCAGCUUAAAAGGUGUGCGCCGAGAAACAUAUCAGAAUCUGUUGUAUUUGGAAAUUUGUCUAGAAAACUUACCACAGAAGAGGAUAUAGAAAAAGGAAUUCCUGAGCCAACAAGUGAUUCUAUCGAUGGAAUCACGCCAUUUGCGCCUGAAACCAGGAUUGGUCUGAUAACAGCGACACCACAGCCGAAUCUAGUCACACAGAAGAACUCUGAAACCUUGAAUGUUCCAUUCGAGACGCCCAAAUGCACGCCGGAGCUGCAGUCCUCGCUGACACAGCUCUCCGAGCGUUCGCCUCUGGACAAAGCCACAAAGAGCUCGAUAAUUACGCGCCGUAAUCUGCUGUCCCUGAAUAAGCGGCGAAAACAGAAGCGGGAUGCAGAGAACUGCAGUGCGGAUGCUGGCCGCACGCCGAUUAGACGAUUUGCUCCCAUGGCAGCCUCGACAAGCACGCCCAUGCCCAAUCGCAAGGACAGCGUGGAGGGAGAAGCGCAGCGCGUAAUGCGCGAUCGAAGCUGCUCCCAGGAAUCGCCACGCGUGCACAGGGAACGUGUGGGUAAGCGCAAGAGUGAAGAGGCGCUGUCACCGAUCUAUGCUCCCACAACUAAAACCCGACGACUCGGCUUGAGUCGCAUACGGAAUAAAUCGAACCAUGAUAUUUAAAAAAUAAAA
Molecule: messenger RNA, 3064 nt
Organism: Drosophila montana
Lineage: Eukaryota; Metazoa; Arthropoda; Insecta; Diptera; Drosophilidae
Gene: Brca2
Product: BRCA2, DNA repair associated
Exons: 3
Coding region: 83-3055 (990 amino acids)
Biological process (GO): double-strand break repair via homologous recombination; regulation of DNA-templated transcription
Source: RefSeq, a predicted model, not a curated record